This is a messenger RNA of Strongylocentrotus purpuratus (purple sea urchin), 1218 nucleotides long. RefSeq lists its product as uncharacterized. The transcript is spliced from 2 exons. The record is from RefSeq and is a predicted model, not a curated record. The coding region runs from base 264 to 746 and encodes 160 amino acids. Lineage: Eukaryota; Metazoa; Echinodermata; Echinoidea; Camarodonta; Strongylocentrotidae.
AGCAAAUGCUACACAUGACUUUCUUACCACCAUGAUCCAAUGAAAUCUGCUUCUCAUCCAUCCAGUGUCGAAACCUGAUGUUUGGGUCAUCACAGAUAAGUGACAAGCAUGAUCCAGGAGAACAGUUGAUGGCUCCAAACACAGAUUCCCUUCUGCACCAUCUUCACAUGAAAUGGCCGGAGACGCCCCUGGAGGUUGGGAGCAAGAAAAGAAAGAAGUUAAACCCGCUGACCAAUGGAUGAAGUCGCCUCGCUAGCCGUCCAAUGAAGUCUCCAGUCAUCGUCUUGCUGUCCCCAUUCUCCUUCCUCAUCCCUCUGCAUAACCUCGACCAUCUCAAACACCUCCACAUUCACCUCCUCCUCCUCCUCCUCCUCAGUCGCCUCGCUAGCCGUCCAAUGAAGUCUCCAGUCAUCGUCUUGCUGUCCCCAUUCUCCUUCCUCAUCCCUCUGCAUAACCUCGAUCAUCUCAAACACCUCCACAUUCACCUCCUCCUCCUCCUCAUCCUCAGUCGCCUCGCUAGCCGUCCAAUGAAGUCUCCAGUCAUCGUUGGGGUGCCCCCACUCUCCUUCUUCUUCUCCAUCCAUCCGGUGAACCUCGAUCUCCUCGAACUCGAUCUCCUCGAACUCCUCAGCCCCCAGCACCUCCUCUACGGCCUCAACCUCCAGCACCUCCUCUGCCUCAGCCUCAAGCACCUCUUCUACGGCCUGAUCAGCAUCCAGCGCCGCCAGCGCCUCAAGCGCCGCUAAUUCAGCUUCCUCUUCUUCUAAAAACAGGGUCAUGUUAUCUGGAAAAAAAGUCCAGUCCGAAUAAAUGAAAGCACAGGAUUUAUGUGAAUUCAGUCAAACAAGGCCCGGAUCCCUUACAACUUUUUAGAUAUAUUUUCCCGCAUACGUAAUCUAAAAACGAUCCGGACAUUGAAGACCGCGAUGGAAAAGAGUGCGAAGAAACGAAAUGAAUUGGGAUUAUUAAUCAUUAUCAGUUAUUUUUUGUUCAAUAUUAAAUCACGCGGGGCGUCGAAAUUUCGUUUAAGGAAUUAAAUAUGGUAGUUGAAUUCAUGUUAAUGAUAUGCCUUACCAAUAGCAACUUGUUUCUGCAAAGUCAUGCGUUACGGUGUCAUCAUUAUGAAAGCCAAGAAUGAACUUUUAUUUGAUGUAUUCUUUUAAUCAUUAAUGAUCAUAACUCAUUCUCUGUCUUUUUCAAAAUCAUUAUGAACCAAAU